Molecule: messenger RNA, 3747 nt
Organism: Oryctolagus cuniculus (rabbit)
Lineage: Eukaryota; Metazoa; Chordata; Mammalia; Lagomorpha; Leporidae
Source: RefSeq, a predicted model, not a curated record
GCCAUGGGUGCAGAGGUCAGAGUCACGGGUACAGAGGUCACGCCAUGGGUGCAGAGGCCACAGUCACGGGUACAGUGGUCACAGUCACAGGUGCAGAGGUCACAGUCAUGGGUGUGGUCCUUCGUGUGAGUGUGUCCCGGGCACUGUCAGCUGCGGCGUGGCCAAGGAGCAAGGCUCAGCUCCCGUGGUUCUCCUCUCAGAUGCAGUCUGUUCCCACGCAGAGCCAGCUGUCCGGGACAUUUCUGCCACGUGGGACUCGCCGUGUCCAUCUGCCCCGUGGCUGGGACCCGGGGUGCCCUGUAUGCAACUGUUUGCAUCCCUCCCCGCCAUGUCCCCUGCUCCCGUCGUGGACAGGCCACGUGGCAGAAGCACAGGCGUGGGACGUGGCUCACCCCGGUGUGCAGCCUGGCCUGAGACUCAGCUUCUGCCUUGCUUGUGGCCACCUGUGGCCCCAGUCGGCCACAUUGAGGACUGAACCCCAUGGCCCUGGACAUGUGAGCAGAGUCUGGCUCCUCCCCCAGCAGCGCUGAGCACGUGUCCAGGUGAGACCAGCAGCUCCGAUGUCCAUCUGGUGUGGCUGGCACCAGCCACGUUGUCACCACAUCAAAGUGACUGCCGCGUUGCUUGGUGGACAGCCCAGAGUGCACUCCUGCAGGACCCCAGCCGUCCUGGGCAUCUCCUGGGAUUUCAUCUCGGGCCAGGUCAGAGCGGGAGCCAUGUGGUCGGAGCUGGGGGAGCCGUGGAGGGGAAGGGCUUGGCUGGGACUGUGGGUGGCAGAGCUGAAGACAUCCCGGGAAACGGUUUCUUUUUUUUUAAUUCCUUAUAUCACUUUUGUUCUCUUGAUUGCUUUUUUCCUUUUUUUUUUUUUUAAAGAGAUUUAUGUAUUUGAAAGGCAGAGUUACAAAGAGGCAGAGAGAGAGAGAGAGAGAGAGGUCUUUCAUCUGCUUCUUCACUCCCCAAAUGGCUGCAACGGCCAGAGCUGGGCCCAUCUCAAGCCAGGAGCCUCUUCUGGUCUCCCAUGUAGGUGCAGGGGCCCAAUCUGCUGUCCCCAGCCACAGCAGGGAGCUGGAUCUGAAGUGGAGCAGCUGGGACUCAAACAGGCACCCAAAUGGGAUGCCAGCACUGCAGGUGGCGGCUUAACCUGCACCACAGUGCUGGCUCCUCUCAUUCUCUCUCUCUCUCACUCUCUUAAAGCAUUUAUUUAUCUAUGUAUGUAUGUAUGUAUGUAUGUAUUUGAAAGGGGGUGGAGAGAGAAACAGAGACACCUUCCGCCUGCUGGUUUACUCCCCAAAUGCCCUGAACAGCCUGGGCCGAGGAGACUCAUGGGUCAGCUGCCCCUGCUGCCCCCGGGAGAUCUGAGGACUGACGCUGGGUUGACACAGCCCAUGCAGAGUCAGACCAGACCGAACUGCAUUUGAAAACCAAAGUCAAUGCCCAUCCUUGCGAAGGGGCUGUUGGAUGGGGUGGGGGGUGGGGGUGGAAAUGGAGGCCUUCUGCUGUUCGCUUGGGGUGGGGUAGGGAGUGGCACAAGGGGUGAGAGAAGAGAGGCAAGGCUGGAGCAGGAGAAGCUGGGGCUGGAGCAAGAAGAGAAGCUGGGGAGGGCGGAGAAGCUGGAGCGGGAGGAGAAGCUGGAGUGGGAGAAGCUGGAGUGGGAGGAGGAGCUGGAGCAGGAGGAGGAGAAGCUGGGGUGGGAGGAGAAGCUGGAACGGGAGAAGAAGCUGGAGCGGGAGGAGGAGAAGCUGGAGUGGGAGAAGCUGGGUCCGAAGGAGGAGCCUGAGCAGGAGGAGGAGCUGGAGCGGGAGGAGGAGCUGGGGUGGGAGGAGGAGAAGCUGGGGUGGGAGGAGAAGCUGGAUCCGAAGGAGGAGCCUGAGCAGGAGGAGAAGCUGGAGCGGGAGGAGGAGCUGGGGUGGGAGGAGGAGCUGGAGCGGGAGGAGAAGAAGCUGGAGUGGGAGAAGCUGGGUCCGAAGGAGGAGCCUGAGCAGGAGGAGAAGCUGGGGUGGGAGGAGGAGCUGGAGCGGGAGAAGAAGCUGGAGUGGGAGAAGCUGGGUCCGAAGGAGGAGCCUGAGCAGGAGGAGAAGCUGGGGUGGGAGGAGGAGCUGGAACGGGAGGAGGAGCUGGAGCGGGAGGAGAAGAAGCUGGAGUGGGAGAAGCUGGGUCCGAAGGAGGAGCCUGAGCAGGAGAAGCUGGGGUGGGAGGAGGAGGAGCUGGAGCGGGAGGAGGAGAAGCUGGGGUGGGAGGAGGAGAAGCUGGGGUGGGAGGAGGAGAAGCUGGAGUGGGAGAAGCUGGGUCCAAAGGAGGAGCCUGAGCAGGAGGAGAAGCUGGGGUGGGGGGAGGAGCUAGAGCAGGAGGAGGAGCUGCAGCGGGAGGAGGAGCUGCAGCGGGGGGAAGCCAGCUCUCUGCAGGGCUGACCUGGCCCCGGCGCCCCCUGGGGACCCCGCGUGCCCAGGUCACUGAGCUGUCACAGAAACGGCGAUGAAGGCCCCUUAUUAAAAACAGAACCAGCCGUGUGUGGCAGGACAGACCACGCAGGUGACCCAGCGCUGCGCAGAGCCCCUCCGUGGCCUAGAUCUCGGAGUCCCGGUGGCUCCUGCUCGGGGACCGGGGGCGCCUUCCCUCCGCCAGCCGUCCGCAAGGGUGCACGGCGGCUCCGAGCCGAGGACUAAUUAUGUCCCGGAGCCUGCGUCCAGGCCCUGCCCGGGCAGGCCGCGUGCCAGCUGGGGGCCCCAGGACGAGGAGCGGGCAGCUCCUUGGCAAUGCAGGGCCAGCCUCUGCGCUUGCCACGUGUCUCUGGGACUCCGAGCCGCUUCUUGGAUGUCGCUCUCGGAGCCCUUGCAGAGCGGUGGAGAGAAGCCAUCGGGGCGUCUGCAGCCGCAAUCCACCAUCUGGCGGCUCAGAAAUAUUUUAUCAUCAAAUGAGUAAGCCUGGCUUCUCGCACUGCACACACACGCACACGCAGCCCUCGCCCCUCGGCUCCCAGUGUGCACGUGUGUGCACGUGUGUGUGUCCGUGCGUGUGCGUGUGUGGGGCUCAGUGGGAAUUCCGUCCCCUCACCCUCUGCCCUCGCUCGUGGGGCAGCCGUGGGCAGGUCCAAGUCUUGCGUCCUCGACUCACGCGUGGGGGGGUCGCGGUGCCACCACGCAGCCUGCUGGCGGCUCAGAAGGCGGCCGUGCGUGCGUGUGUCUGGCUGUGGUGCUGUGUAUCACCUUUUCAAAAAUUUUUUAAAGAUGUAUUUAUUUAUUUGAAAGGCAGAGUUACAGAGCGAGAGAGAGGUCUUCCCUCUGCUGGCUCACUCCCCAAAUGGUCACAAUGGCCGGGGCAGGGCCAGGCCAAAGCCAGGAGCCAGGAGCUUCCUCCAGAUCUCCCACGUGGGUGUAGCAGCCAAAGCACUUGGACCAUCUUCUACUGCUUUCCCAGGCCACAGCAGAGAGCUGGAUCAGAAGUGGAGCGGCCGGGACUGGAACCGGUGUCCAUAUGGGAUGCUGGUGCUGUAGGUGGCGGCUAACCACUCUGCCACAGUGCCAGAAUGUGGCACAUGCGUGGUCACCAGAGAACACGUAGAAAACAUGAUGAAACUGGAAAACAAGUUAAUCAUUUAUACCACUCACCGCCGUCUCCACUGAGUGGGCAGCCACAGAAAACCCAUUGCCCCAGUGUGGGCGGUUCCCUGAGGGGCCUGGGCACCCAGGUGGCCUACCCAGGGCGACACUGAGUUGCUGGGCCCGUCUGCAUGUGUGUGUGUGGGAGGGA